AUGGCUGACCACACAGCGUCGAAUAAUGGCAGUUCCAAGAAACAAAUCAUCCUCAAUGCAUUCGUCAUGAACACCCCCGGCCAUCUAUCUCCCGGACUCUGGCGCCAUCCCCGAAACAAAACAAACCAGUAUAAGAAACUUUCCUUCUGGACCGAUCUCGCACAGUUGCUCGACCAUGCCGGGUUCCACGCCAUGUUCAUCGCCGACACCCUCGGUCCUUACGAUGUCUACAAGGGACCAGCGAAUGUCGUACCAGCACUAAGCGCAGGCGCUCAGUUCCCAGUCAACGACCCCCUCUAUCUGGUCCCCGCAAUGGCUGCUGUGACGAAGAAUCUGAUUUUUGGCGUAACGGCGAGUCUGACGUAUGAGAAACCAUAUGCACUAGCAAGACGGUUCUCGACGGUCGAUCAUCUUAGCGAGGGCCGAGUAGCGUGGAAUAUCGUCACCUCGUAUCUCGACAGCGCUGCCAGAAACCAUGGUCUCACCGAGCAGAUCCCACACGACGAGCGCUACGCAAUUGCGCACGAGUAUAUGGAAGUGGUGUAUAAGCUGUGGGAAGGCAGCUUUCGCGAUGACGCUGUGCUUGAGGAUAGAGAAUCUGGGACGUAUAUUGCCAGCGACGCAGUGCGACAGAUCCAUCACAAGGGUAAAUACUUCCAAGUUCCAGGCCCGCAUUUCUGCGAACCGUCACCGCAGCGCACCCCAUUCCUGUUCCAAGCGGGUGUUUCAGAAGCUGGGAACGGGUUUGGGGGGAAGCACGGUGAAGCUAUUUUCAUUGGCGGCCAGACUCAUGAGGCGGUGCGUACAACAGUAAAUAACCUUCGCAGCAUCGCGGAGAAGGAAGGUCGGAACCCAAAUCAUCUCAAAGUUAUAUUAGGAAUAGGCGUCAUUGUUGCCGCAACUGACGAGGAAGCCAAGGCGAAACGAGAAGAGUAUCUCCAAUACGCGGAUUUUGAAGGCGCCUAUGCUCUGUUUGGGGGAUGGACGGGGGUUGAUUUGUCCAAGUAUUCUGACGAUGAGAAUUUCCUUGUCACGGACUCGCCGCGCGUUCAAUCGCUGAUUCGGCGAUGGGCGGCUACUGUUCCGGGGACGGAGAAUGAGCCAUGGACAAAGAAGAGGAUUGCGGAAUAUAUAAGUGUCGGCGGGCUGCAGGCGAAGGUGGUUGGCAGUCCGACGACUGUUGCGGAUGAACUCGAACGCUGGGUGGAAGUAACGGAUGUGGAUGGGUUUAAUCUUGCUCACAUCACAAAUCCAGGCUCUUUUGAAGACAUUGCGGAGUUUUUGAUUCCGGAGUUACGGGGCCGUGGGUUGCUGAAAGAGCCUGUAGCAGAAGGUGCCACUGCACGAGAGGUGUUUAUUGGGUCGAAGAGACUGCCGGAGGAUCACCCAGGAAGCCAAUACAAGUGGCAUGCUGGCGAAAAGGUUCCGCGGUAUCAGGAGGCCGGGAUUAAUAAUUAA
This is a messenger RNA of Talaromyces proteolyticus, 1458 nucleotides long. Its product is annotated as xenobiotic compound monooxygenase, DszA family. The record is from RefSeq and is a predicted model, not a curated record. Gene Ontology annotation, molecular function: oxidoreductase activity, acting on paired donors, with incorporation or reduction of molecular oxygen; monooxygenase activity. Lineage: Eukaryota; Fungi; Ascomycota; Eurotiomycetes; Eurotiales; Trichocomaceae. The transcript has a single exon. The coding region runs from base 1 to 1458 and encodes 485 amino acids.